AUGAAACAUAGCAGUGCGACAAACCAGUCGGGCGAUAAUGAACCGAAUAACGACAACCCGGAUGAGUCCACAUACAACCACAACGAUGUUUCUUCUGCAGUUGACGAGCUACAAGAAAGAAAUAGCACCACAAAUGAUAAUGUGUCAAAUGGCAACUUUGGUGAGCAUCCCCCCAAUUAUGAUGGUGGCCCCAAUGAUGACACCAGCAAGUUGAACUCCCCCAACGGGCAUGCCGAGGAGAGCAACGAACCGAAUAACGAAACAAACGCAAGUAGUGAAAAUGUCAGUAACGACGUAGCGGAUGCGAGAAACCAAGGUGACGGCCUAAACAGUUCAGGUAUCCCAACUGGGGGUGUGAUGAACCAAAUGAACAACGCCAUGUACAACCCCAACAUGCACUACAACAUGCAGAACAACAAAAUGAUGAUGAAUGGUGGAAAAAACAUGCACGGGAAAUUCCCAAUGAAUAUGAACCCACCCAUGAGCAUGUUUCAAAACAGACAACCAAACCCUAUGUUAUUUAAUAACCCUAUGCACUACAUGAACAAUAAAGCCUAUUUGAAGCACCUGAAAUACAAUAAAGUCAUUACAGCUGACCCGAGCAUACCCCCAAAUGAAACCUUGUACGUAAAAAACUUAAACGACAGAAUUAAAAUAGAUGAAAUGAAAAAAAGUUUAAAAGAUUUAUUUAAGCAGUAUGGUGUAAUCGAAGACCUGGUAGUUAUGAAGUCAUUUUGGAGAAAAGGACAAGCAUGGGUUGUGUAUGAUACUGUCGAAAGUUCAACAAAAGCGCUAAAUGCCCUACAAGGGUUUGUACUUUUUGGAAAAAUCAUGCAGAUAAAUUAUUCACAUAACAAAAGUGAUGUGCACUCAAAGAGAGAUGGUACCUUUGUCGAAAGAUCCAAAGAACCUAAGAAACCAAAACAGAUCCUCGAGAGAGAACGGAAGCAGAAAGAAAUCUUCGAAAUGAUGCAGAGAAAUUUUAUAGAAAUGCAAAUGAAUAAUUUUCGAAUUAUGCAAAAUAACGAAUUAGAAAAAAGAAAAAAAAUUGACUUAAGUCAAAUGGAUAAACAAGCUCUAAUUGCUAAGGCUCAGGCAAAGGCGUACGAGGAAAAAAACAAAAAAAAAUGAAUGAACGCAUUUGCUCCCAUGCAAAAUAACAUCGUUGUGGCGUGCAAAAUUUUGUUUGUCGAAAAUGUCGUGGAGAAUGUAAACACACAAGCGUUCAAUGAUUUGUUUAAAAAGUUUUCAGGCUUUAUCGAGGCCAGAAUUAUUCCCCAGAGGAACGUUGCCUUCGUGGAUUACUCCGAUGAGGCGGCAGCAACGUAUGCGAUGAAAG
This is a messenger RNA of Plasmodium cynomolgi strain B, 1339 nucleotides long. RefSeq names its product U1A small nuclear ribonucleoprotein. Lineage: Eukaryota; Apicomplexa; Aconoidasida; Haemosporida; Plasmodiidae. The transcript has 3 exons. The record is from RefSeq and is a predicted model, not a curated record. Bases 1 to 1131 code for a protein of 376 amino acids. Gene Ontology annotation, molecular function: RNA binding.